This is a messenger RNA of Sinocyclocheilus rhinocerous, 763 nucleotides long. RefSeq lists its product as uncharacterized. The record is from RefSeq and is a predicted model, not a curated record. Gene Ontology annotation, cellular component: plasma membrane. The transcript has 2 exons. Gene Ontology annotation, molecular function: G protein-coupled receptor activity. The coding region runs from base 59 to 745 and encodes 228 amino acids. Gene Ontology annotation, biological process: phospholipase C-activating G protein-coupled receptor signaling pathway; positive regulation of Rho protein signal transduction. Lineage: Eukaryota; Metazoa; Chordata; Actinopteri; Cypriniformes; Cyprinidae.
GGAGAGACACUAAACUAAAGCCUGGUGUAAGACAGACUCUGGCAGAGAUAUUGUGAGGAUGGAAGCAGGACGCCUCUGUAUUGAGCGAGCAGUGGCUCAUUUCAUCAUCAUGUCAAACACCUCGGCUCCGAGUCUGAACUCCAGCGUCUCUGGGUGGCGUCGUCCGCUGUGGUACCAGUAUGAAGUGUGUGCGGAAGCUCCUCAUUGGUUCAUCUUCUACUUUGGAGUGAAAGUAUUGAACCUGGUUGCAGGAUUCCCAAUGAACGCACUCGUGUUGUGGCAGAUUCUGAGGAAGAAGAGCGAAGGCUCGACGUCAGACAUCUUCAUUUUUAACCUUUCCAUCCUCGACGCCUAUUUCGGCGUCAUGAACGUGAACGAGGUCUACAGCGGCGUCAUCCUCUCGGCCUUCUUCAUCAUGGUGUUCUGCAACCUCUCCAUCAUCUGGGUCCGGAAGAGCGCCGCAGGGAAAGAAGUCAUGAACCCGGUGAAGAAGAAGGCCUUUAAAAUGGUGAUUAUCGUCCUGGCCAUCAUCGUUGGGAGCUAUCUGCCUCCUGUGGCUCUGAUGCCGUUUGCUUCCACCUUCUCGUUCAUGAAGCUGCAUUGUAAGGUUCUUCUCGGCGUCUUCUCCAUCAUGGACCUGAGCUGCACCGUCGAGCCUUCGCUCUACAUCUCUAAGAUGGAUCGAUCCACGUUCUGUCAAUGCCUGCAGAGUCCCUCCAAGAAACCCAACAGCGUGAGCGUCUGAAAUGAAAAACUGUCUGAU